Messenger RNA from Rangifer tarandus platyrhynchus (Svalbard reindeer), 462 nucleotides. The record is from the annotation of a GenBank genome assembly. NCBI's taxonomy places the organism in Eukaryota, Metazoa, Chordata, Mammalia, Artiodactyla, Cervidae.
AUGCCGGUGCUGAAGCAGUUGGGCCCCGCGCAGCCCAAGAAGCGGCCGGAGCGCGGCGCCUUGUCCAUCUCCGCGCCGCUCGGCGACUUCCGGCACACGCUGCACGUGGGACGCGGCGGCGACGCCUUCGGGGACACCUCGUUCCUGAGCCGCCACGGCGGCGGGCCGCCCCCCGAGCCCCGGGCGCCGCCCGCGGGGGCCCCGCGCUCCGCGCCGCCGCCCGCAGUGCCGCAGGCCUCGCCGCCCGCCCUCCGCGCGCCUGCGCCCGCUGACCCGCUGCUGUCCUUCCACCUGGAUUUGGGCCCCUCCAUGCUGGACGCAGUGCUGGGCGUCAUGGACGCGGAGCGCCCGGGCGCCAAUGCGGCCAAGCCCGACGUGGACCCCGGCCCCGGGGCGCAGCACCCCCGGGCCCGCUGCCUCGCCAACGCGGACAUCGAGCCGGACGACGUCAUCGGCCUGUAG